UGAAACCCAGACACACCAUUGAGAAGGUCUUGCAUUAAACAUGGCUGAGUUGAACAACCAACCACCAUGGAGUGUUGCCAGUGGUACGACCACAUUCAUUGAAGAUCCGGAAGCUUCUUUAAUGGGUUCACCCUUAAAUGUUGUCCCACAUAAUCUUUUACCUGAAUUUGCAUUUAAUGAAGAUGAAGAUGCAUUUGUUAAGAGUAGAGUUGUUGAAGAUACUGAACCUAUUUCUUCACAGUUUCCAGGAGUUGAAGUUUUGUAGUCUGAAAACGAGAACGUGGACGAUUCUGCCUCAGAUCUGCAUCCAAACGGCACUAAUGAUGAUGACGAUGGUGUUCAGAAUUGUAUUUACACAGAGUUGCUAUCCACAGGUAUUCACAUGGACGAGGAACUUUUGUAACACAAGCUUCUAUUUUUUUUGUUUACGUUUUUAUAUGUACAUUAAAUUUAAAAUCUUUGUAGUUUAAAAUUUGUAACAAUGUGAUGUAAUAUAAGACUUUAUA
Helianthus annuus (common sunflower) is the source of this 506-nucleotide messenger RNA. RefSeq lists its product as uncharacterized. The coding region runs from base 138 to 470 and encodes 110 amino acids. The transcript has 4 exons. The record is from RefSeq and is a predicted model, not a curated record. NCBI's taxonomy places the organism in Eukaryota, Viridiplantae, Streptophyta, Magnoliopsida, Asterales, Asteraceae.